AUGGAGUUUGUUGCUGGGGGUGAACUGUGGUCGAGGGUUGCACACGAGCGCGGAAACUUGAUUACAGAGGGCGAUGCCAUCAGAGUGACUCGAAACGUUCUUUCUGCUAUUGUGUACUUGCACGAACAUAACAUUGUCCACAGAGAUGUGAAGCUCGAAAACGUGUUAUGCAUCGAUCCGGAUUUGCAAAAGCCUGUGCAAGUGAAGCUUGCAGAUUUUGGGCUCUGCUCGAGGCUCUCCGGGAUGGACGAAAGCUUGAAAUCUUCGGUGGGGACAUUGCAAUAUUGGGCCCCCGAAAUCAUAAAAGAACGAAACUACGGGGCAAGUGUGGACUUGUGGGCUUGUGGAGUGUUGGUGUACAUCAGCCUUUCUUCGCAGUUUCCAUUUUCCGGGGAAGAUGAAGAGGAGUACUGUGACAGCGUUUUAAGAGAGGAAGUGGAGUUUCCUGAGGAUUUGUGGGGAAACGUGAGUGACGACGCGAAAGAGUUUAUUCGAGGUUUGUUGUCGGAAGAUCCAACCAAGAGGCUGACAGCUGAUGAGGCGUUGAAGCAUCGUUGGAUUACAGAACAUCCGUCUCUCGAGAUAGAAGAGGAAGAAGGGAGCAGGGCGCAGAGCGAGGAAGAGGAGGCUUUUGCCGUACCGAAAAGUAUCUUUGGAGGGAAGAGAAGGACACCGGCCCAGAUUUUAGCAAAGGUUCGAUCGUCACAUCAAGGGGGUUGA
Messenger RNA from Chondrus crispus (carragheen), 720 nucleotides. RefSeq lists its product as hypothetical. The transcript has a single exon. NCBI's taxonomy places the organism in Eukaryota, Rhodophyta, Florideophyceae, Gigartinales, Gigartinaceae. Gene Ontology annotation, biological process: protein phosphorylation. The coding region runs from base 1 to 720 and encodes 239 amino acids. The record is from RefSeq and is a predicted model, not a curated record. Gene Ontology annotation, molecular function: ATP binding; protein kinase activity.